AUGGCGGAUCAUGCUUUUUCGUUACAAGGCAAUACCUGGCCGGUUAACGCUCCGCGACGAGCGAGGCACCGGGGUCCGAAGGCCGCAAAAGGACGGGCGAGUGAAGCGGCCUCUUCAGCAGGAGGAAGAACUGUGUUCCAUAAAGUCGAAUCGGGUGAGACGUUGUGGAGCAUCGCUAGGAUGUACGGUAUUCCCGUCCCCGAUUUAAUGGCGUACAACGGAAUUUCGGACGUCCGAGAAGUGUACUCGGAGUCCGUAGUCAUCAUCCCUCUCCUCGCUCCCGCCUCUCCUCGGACAAUCCAAGGAGAUCCCAGCCACUCAUCCGCCUCGUCCUCUUCUCUUAGAUCUGGCACAGACCCAAAUGAGGCGAGCGGCGUUGGUCGGGGUAGUAGUGGGCAGACUCAAGUGGCGACUGAGGAGGCGUCAACGGUGCUUAGGGGCUUGGCUUCGCGCGUGCAGAAGACGUCGAAUUCGUUUCACUUGACGGACUCGUUGAAGGUUCUUCUCUUUUGCUACAGUGCGGCUUUGAUAUCCUUCCUAAUAGUAGCGGUCAGAGAGCUUAUGAGAACAUUCAAGGAGGCCAGGGACCUUCAAUGGGUGCAGGAACCGGAACCAGAGCGGCCAAAUGUGGCUCUUAAAACGCGGACGUCCAUGUCGUUGGUCCUUGAUCGGUUGAGUAGGUCACAGGAGUGGUCGCGGGAAGAGAUGAUGGCAGAUGGUGUGUCAGCGGGAGCGGAUUUGCAACAAUUGGAUGCAGCAACAGCAACGGCUCAAUUAGACAUAGAUCAAGCCCCCGAGCCAUCUCCGGAAGAGGUUGCUCAAGACUAUGAGGAAAUUCGCAGACGGUACAGAGAGGGGCUGGAGGCCUCAUACAGGACUUUUUUGAAGGACACAGGAUCACAAACAGCAGGGAGGUUCCGAGGUGGCAUGCCCUCCAAGUUUAGAAACAAGAAACCCCCAAGGUGA
This is a messenger RNA of Closterium sp. Naga37s-1, 966 nucleotides long. The record is from the annotation of a GenBank genome assembly. Lineage: Eukaryota; Viridiplantae; Streptophyta; Zygnematophyceae; Desmidiales; Closteriaceae.